GAUAAUCAGUGGUCAAAUAAAGUCACUGACUGCAGGCCAAUACAGACACUCUUGCUGUGGUUUCUGUCACUCACAGACACAAAUGCCACUGAUACAGAGUCCAGUCAUGUAUGUCAAGUCCAUGCUAUGGAUCCUACUCUUCAUCUCUGUCCAGGAGGUGUGUCUGUACGAGUAUAAUUAUGAGUAUGAAGUAGAUGAGGAUUUACAGCCUCUAAACUGCUCAACAGAAGAGAUAAUUAAACAUGGACAUGUCACCUAUUCACAGGGAGGGCUGGAGGGCAGUGUGCUGUCCUAUCACUGCCGCCUGGGGCAGUACCCUUUCCCAGUCAGCUCCAGGGUCUGCGGUGCUGAUGGGGAGUGGUCACCCAUGAGAUUAGGGAGUGGCAGAUUGGUGACACGGGCCUCGUGCAAAGACACGUUGUGUCCGGCUCAGCUGCAGCUGGAUCACGGUGACUUCUGGCCCAGGAACCAGUGGUUCGGUGUUGGGACGUCACAGAGCUUUUCCUGUCAGGAGGGGUUCACCCUGUAUGGGUCAGCCCAGAGAAACUGUACCUUCUCUGGGGAGUGGACAGGAACUACUCCUGUCUGUGACAACCAUGCUGACAGCUGUAAUGACCCAGGAAUCCCACCAGGGGCACUGAGGUCAGGAGGCCGGUUUCAACCAGGAGAGAAAGUGAUCUACCGGUGUCAAACUGGUCUGGAUCUGCUUGGGUCGGAUGAACGGGUUUGCCUGGGGAACAGGGAGUGGAGCGGUACAACACCACGGUGCCAAGGCCUAAAUACCUUUGACUCCCCCAACGAUGUGGCAGCAGCCAUGACAGGAUCGCUUGCAGGAGUCAUGGAUGUGCUCUCACCAGACUCUAUAAAAAAAGAUGCAACGAUGUCUUUUGCCCGAACCUUCCGUGUGGCUGAAUUCAGUCGUAUAAAUGUCUACAUUUUACUGGACACUUCAGGAAGCAUCAAAAAGCAGGACUAUGAACAGUCCAGGGAUGCUACCAUUGCCCUUAUCAGAAAGUUGGACAGCUACGAGGUGCAGCUGAAGUUCCAUUUGGUGUCAUUUGCAAGCGAGACUAAAGACAUUGUAGACAUCAUGGACUCAGAGAUAAGCGGUAGCACAGAGGAUGUUAUAUGGCGUCUGAUGAACUUCGACUACCAUAGCCAUGGGAAUAAGACGGGCACCAACCUCCAUGCUGCCCUGCACCGUGUCAAUGAGGUGAUCAGCUUCUUGAAGCAAAACAGUGCCAGGAACCACUUUAACGAGACUCAGAACAUCAUCAUCAUAGAGACAGAUGGCUUCUCUAACACAGGCAACAAGCCUCAGAUUGCCCUGGCCCAGAUCAGGAAUCUGCUGGGCUACCACGGCACAUCCCAGGACCACACAGAUGAAACCAAGCUGGAUGUUUAUGUGUUUGGUGUUGGUGACCAAGUGAAGAAAGAUCAGCUGAAUGCCUUAGCCUCAAAGAAACGUGGUGAGAAGCACGUCUUCAUUCUGAAAGACUUCAAAAAACUGGGCGAGGUGUUCAACAGCAUCAUUAGUGACAAGAGUGUGACAAAAUGUGGCAUAGCUCAGGAAGAGGAGGAGGAGACAGUAACCUACACCAAACCCUGGCAUGUCACUGUGACCAUGACAGGGUCUAUGUCGUGUCUUGGAUCCAUUGUGAGCCAGAACUGGGUGCUGACAGCUGCUCAUUGCUUUGCCAGAGCAGGCACAGACAGAGUCUCUCAGCAGGUUGAGAUAAAACAUGGUGAGGGCAUGGCAAUCUCCAAUAAGGUGUUCAUGCACCCCAAGUAUAACAUCAGGGCACUCAAACACAGAAAUGUAUCUGAGUUCUAUGACUAUGAUAUAGCUCUGGUGCAAGUGAACAAGAGUAUCCCGCUGUCCUGGAAAGCCAGGCCAAUCUGCUUACCAUGUACUGUGCCCGGCAGCCGAGCCAUGAAGAAAGUCAACUCUACCUGUCAGCAGCACAGGGAGGAACUACUACCACACCAAGAGACUGCUGCCUUUUUCAUCCAUAGCCAUAAGGACCCCAAACGCAAAGAAACACACAUUCACACACAGAGUCAAAGGCCUAGCUGUGUGCAGAAAGCGAUGCAAACACUCAAGGAGCCCACCAAUGUGACUUUGGAAGAGUAUGUACCUGACAGAUUCCUCUGCACUGGUGGAUCCUCAGGAUACCAAGAUGCUAUCGCUUGUAAAGGUGACUCUGGUGGAUCCUUGUUUCUGCAAAAAGGAAAGCGCUACUUUCAGGUGGGGGUAUUGAGUUGGGGCACCACAGAUGUGUGCAACUCCGUCAACUUAGCUCGUGGACAGCACAGCAGAAACCGGCCCCCUCCUGAUGCUCGAGACUUUCACAUAGACCUGUUCAAGAUAAUGCCAUGGUUGAAAAAGCAUCUGGGUAAAGAGAUCCAGUUUCUGCCUGACAUCAGUUGAGAACAACUAAAAUCAAUCAGCUGAGAUCUGUUUGAAUUAUGCCGUAAUAACACAUCACAGAACUCAGCAGAGCUUUCCAAAGCUUUAUUCCUAGACAGAGGAGGCCUUUCCUCUUAACAAAGUCAUACACAACAUAAAAAAUGUUUUACUUAACCCUCUGUUUUCACACUAUACUCUUAAUAACUCAACAUAUGGAACACAUAGAUAUUCACUUCCUGUGCCACACAUGACGGAAACAGAUUUGUGUGUUCACAUGGAUAUGUUGAAUUGUUUAAUAAAACACUGUUUGAAAUGGAA
This is a messenger RNA of Scatophagus argus, 2728 nucleotides long. Its product is annotated as complement C2. Gene Ontology annotation, cellular component: extracellular region. The transcript is spliced from 19 exons. The record is from RefSeq and is a predicted model, not a curated record. Lineage: Eukaryota; Metazoa; Chordata; Actinopteri; Scatophagidae. The coding region runs from base 83 to 2431 and encodes 782 amino acids. Gene Ontology annotation, molecular function: serine-type endopeptidase activity. Gene Ontology annotation, biological process: complement activation; proteolysis.